Molecule: messenger RNA, 2048 nt
Organism: Mauremys reevesii (Reeves's turtle)
Lineage: Eukaryota; Metazoa; Chordata; Testudines; Geoemydidae
Gene: DLX2
Product: distal-less homeobox 2
Exons: 3
Coding region: 296-1183 (295 amino acids)
Biological process (GO): embryo development; negative regulation of transcription by RNA polymerase II; cell differentiation
Molecular function (GO): RNA polymerase II cis-regulatory region sequence-specific DNA binding; DNA-binding transcription factor activity, RNA polymerase II-specific
Source: RefSeq, a predicted model, not a curated record
GCCUGGCAGCUUCCACCGCGGCAGACAAUCGUAAAGCUGCUGGGGAGCCAACGGAGCUGCUGCUGCUGCCGCCGCCGCCCGGUGUCUGGGAGAGUGUGUGACCGGGCUAUGAUGGUGACUCCUCCAGCAACAGAGUGGGACCUCCAGUGAUCUCCUCCUCCGGGCUUCCAGCAGCAGCGUCUCUGCUCUCCCUGUACUUGUACUGACUGCUGAGGGGCUGAGGCGCCUUUCCCCCUCGCCCCCUGCUGCUGAGGCUGUCUCCCCCCGCCUCUACAUUUGGGGAGGGAGGAUCAGGAUGACUGGAGUCUUUGACAGUCUAGUCUCAGAUAUGCAUUCAAACCAGAUUACCUCCAACAGUUACCACCAGCAUCACCAGCACAGCAGCCUGCACAAGUCCCAGGAGUCCCCCACCUUACCCGUGUCCACAGCCACCGACAGCAGCUACUACACCAACCAACAGCAGCAGCACGGAACAGGCGGAGGAGGAGGCGGGUCGCCCUAUGCACAGAUGGGCUCUUACCAGUAUCAUGCCAGCGGCAUCAAUACGGUUCCCUACUCCGCCAAAGCCGGCUACGACCUGGGUUACACUGCCACUUACAGCUCGUAUGGACCCUACGGAACCAGGGCUUCCCCGGCUAACAAUGAGUCUGCAGAGAAGGAAGAAUGCGAGCCCGAGGUCAGGAUAGUAAACGGGAAGCCAAAGAAAGUGCGGAAACCCAGGACGAUCUAUUCCAGCUUCCAGCUGGCCGCUCUACAGAGGCGUUUCCAGAAGACCCAGUACCUGGCACUGCCCGAGCGAGCUGAACUGGCGGCAUCCCUAGGCCUCACCCAGACCCAGGUGAAGAUUUGGUUCCAGAACCGCCGGUCCAAGUUCAAGAAGAUGUGGAAAAGCGGCGAAAUCCCCUCGGAGCAGCAUCCUGGAGGCAGCGCCUCUCCCCCCUGCGCUUCGCCCCCGACCUCGGCCCCUACCUGGGACUUUGCUCCACAUCAGCGCAUGAGCAGCGGAGGAAGCUCCGGAUCCAGCCCCAGCGGCGGAGCGGCCGCUUUCCUCGGUAACUACUCCUGGUAUCAUCAGGCGGCUAACUCCGCUUCUCACCUGCAAGCCGCCUCUCCUAUCCUGCAGCAAGCGCAGCCCCAUCACCAUCACCACAGCGCGGCCAUCAGUGCAGGGACGAUUUUCUAACUCGGCAGAGACUGAGCAAACAAGUCCCGCUGAGCAGAGAUCCAGGGGGAUCAAAUCCAACACACACCCGAGCGGACUGAGGUACAGACACUGGUGCUUUGAUGAAGAAUUUCUUCGGCAUUCAACGCCUCCUUCUCCCUCUGGCACAUUAAACAGGCGAAUAACUCUUCGCUGCAGACUUUGCUUUGUUCUGACCCGGGUUUGGUUACCUCUGUCUGUCUCUCACCCAGUGUCUCUCUCUGUUCCAACUCGCAGACUAGUUCCUCGCUGAGGUUUAUUUUUCCCUUCCCGCUAGUUCGCAGCAAAUAGAAAAUAAAAUCCCCCCUUCCCUCCUCUCCUAUUUUUCAUCAAAUCACCAGUGGAUAACUUUUGUUAAUUUUAUUUUUUAAAAGUUUAUAGGUGCCUUUGCGGAUGACCUCAUUUUGAUGUUGAAAAAGAUAAAUAAUUUUUAUAUGUAGAUUAAAAAAAAAACCUCCCGAGUUUAAAUUAUCUUUUUUAAAUGGGUGCAAGACUAUCGUUCCCGAGGAAAUGUUUGUAAAUAAAGCUGUCUGUGCAGAUUUUUUCCUGUUUCCUUUGUAUAAAAAACCCCCCUUGGAUCAGCCUGUAUUUCAUUUUUGGUUUUGUGACCAAAGUGUGGAAACUCCCAGCUCUCUGUGUAGGCGCCACACAUUCCUGAUUAUUUUCACUGUUUGAUACGUUUUCUCUUUGCUGUCAAAAUAAGCUACUGAUUUCCCCCUCACAGUCGUUGUUUUAACCUUAAAACAAACAAAAAAAGUACUGUUGGUUAUUUAUUAUGGACACAAAAUACUCUUAAUGUUGCUUUUACAAUAAGAGAUUAUUUAAAUAAAUUAUUGUUUUCACUGUA